AUGGUACCAAACACUUCUGAUCCUUUUCGCCAAAUUAUUUUAAAAUAUAAUACCGAAAAAUCGGAAUUUCUAAAAGAAUUCUCUUCUCAAUACGGAUACAACGGCAAAAUUGAUUCUAUACGUGAGAACGAAUAUCCACAACUAAAAGGAUCCGUUUAUCUUGAUCAUUCUGGUGCGACUGCAUAUGCAAAAAAUGUCUUAGAUUCCUUCACUAAUGAUCUUACGAAUAACCUUUUCGGCAAUCCUCAUUCGUACAACCCUAGCUCCCAGCUUACUUCUCAACGAGUUGAACUAAUUCGGGCUCGUAUUCUGAGACACUUUAAUGCAAAUCCUGGUGAAUAUCAAGUUAUAUUUACUCAAAACGCUAGUUCUGCAAUUAAAUUGGUUGGCGAAGCUUUCCCUUGGACUUUUGGUCAAAGUUCAUUCAGAUAUUUGAGAGAAGCUCACAACAGCGUAAUAGGUUUAAGACGUUUUGCCGAAGAAAAUAAUUCUCCAGAUAUUCAAGCUAUAACUGAAGAUGAUCUAGAAACAACAUUUAAGAACAUUCAAGAAGGUUCAAUUAACGAUAAUUUACAUCCUGAAAUCAACCACGAAAUAAAUCAUGACACUAUGUAUAAUCUUUUCGCGUAUCCUGCACAAUGCAAUUUCUCUGGUCAAAGAUUCCCACUCAUAUGGACAAAAAUGAUUAAAAAAUCAGAUUCUGAUAAAUCAAAGGUAUUAGUCUUGCUUGACGCUGCUGCUUACGUAGCAACUUCUCCAUUAUCAUUGGCAGAUAAGGAUAUAUCUCCAGACUUCGUUGCUAUCAGCUUUUAUAAAAUUUUUGGGUUUCCCACAGGUUUGGGUGCUUUAUUAGUAAAAACUGAAUUGACUCCUGUAUUAAAAAAGCGAUACUUUGGCGGAGGCACAGUUCGCGCAGUUGCUUACGAUCGACCAUGGCAAGAAUUUCGAGAGAAUUUGAGUGAUCGUUAUGAAGAUGGAACUAUUAACUUUUUGGAGGUUAUUUCUCUAGAACAUGCGUUCAAUUCGAUGGAACGAAUAUAUACGGACUUUCAUUUUAUUAAGAAUCAUGUGUCCGCUCUUAGUGCCUAUCUCUACAGACAAAUGAAUUCACUUCGUCAUUGGAAUGGUUCUCCUGUGUGUGUUAUCCAUGCUAAUAAUGACUUCUCAGAUAGUUCUAUUCAGGGUCCCGUCUUCAAUUUUAAUGCAAAGCGUGCUGAUGGUUCUUGGAUUGGGUACCUUGAAGUAGAAAAGUUGGCUAGCGUGAACGGGAUUCAUAUUAGAACUGGUGGUUUUUGUAAUCCUGGUUGUUUAUCAAGAUGGGUAAACGUUAAAUCAGAUCAAGUUAUUACUAAUUUUAAGACUGGAAAAGUAUGUGGUGAUGAUCAUGAUAUUUAUAACGGAAAGCCCACGGGUUCAAUACGUAUCUCUAUAGGUGCCAUGUCAACUAUUGAUGACAUUCUUAUAUGGUUGGAUUUCUUCAAUACAUAUUUUGUGGAAUCAACCCCUCCAUAUAAUGUGUCACAAAACAUGGUUUUUGACGCCAAUAUAACUCAUUCAAAUCAAUCAAAUUUGAUUUUGGAAAGAGUAACAUUGUUUCCAAUUAAAUCAUGUCACGGAUUUACCAUACCACUUUCAUCGACCUGGCCAGUAACUAGUCAAGGAUUAUUAUAUGACCGUGAAUGGAUGUUGGUAAAUUUAAGAACUGGAAAGGCAUUAAGUCAAAAAAUAUAUCCAAAGAUGACUUUAAUUCAUCCAGCUGUUUUUCAAGACAAAGAAUUGCUUGUUAUUUCGGCACCUGGACAAGAUCCUCUUCAAAUAAAGUUGAGUGAAUAUCCUAAUGGCAUUGACUUUUCAAUGUGCCCGUCACAACCACACCUUGACGCGCCAUCAAAAAAUGCUCACCUUUCAUUAUCAAAUGAAUCACCAUUUUUAUUGAUUUCAAGAAAUAGUGUUAAUCAUGUUAAUGAAAAAAUUCUUGAAAAUGAAAAUAAAGAUGAAAUAAUUGUUGCGGAUUGUUUUAGAGCUAAUUUUUUAAUUAAAGCCAUGUGUGAAUACGAAGAAGAUGAGUGGAAAAUGAUUAAGAUUGGUGGACAAAUAUUUAAGUUGAUUGGUCCGUGUAGAAGGUGCCAUAUGGUCUGUAUAAAUCAUGAAACAGGCGAGAAAAUUAAAGAACCAUAUUCGACUUUAGCAAAAUAUCGUCGAUUUAAAGGUAAACUAUAUUUUGGACAACACAUGGUUCAUGUUGCUGAACUAUCUGAUUCACCUUUUGAAAUUAAAAGUGGAGCAAAGAUUGAAAUAUUGGAAAAA
Molecule: messenger RNA, 2307 nt
Organism: Racocetra persica
Lineage: Eukaryota; Fungi; Glomeromycota; Glomeromycetes; Diversisporales; Gigasporaceae
Source: the annotation of a GenBank genome assembly